AUGCCGUCAGCCAAACACGAGCCAAUUGAGACUGGCCUCCAGGAGCAUCAUGCCUGGCAGAAAAUCGGUGCGACUACCGACCAGGAGAAGAAUGCUGUCCUAACUAUCAUCUACGAGAUCUUCGCCCUUGUGGUGAGCCACAUUCAGAAGCCUGGGCCGACCGAAGACAGAAGUGUUGAUGUUGAUGGUGCGAUACAGUACAUGGUAGCCUCCAAACACCACCGCGACAGUUUGCGUGCUGCCAUUGUCGUUUCUAUUUCUUCGCCCGGUUGCCUGUAA
Penicillium daleae is the source of this 279-nucleotide messenger RNA. RefSeq lists its product as uncharacterized. The transcript has a single exon. The record is from RefSeq and is a predicted model, not a curated record. The coding region runs from base 1 to 279 and encodes 92 amino acids. Lineage: Eukaryota; Fungi; Ascomycota; Eurotiomycetes; Eurotiales; Aspergillaceae.